UGUCCCCAAGGCUGGGAUGUUGUUGAGAAACAAGUGAACUUUUAAUCAGCUGUUAGAUAUUUAAUUUACCUGGAUGUGAGGCAGCACAGGUUAGGACAAUAGAUGGUCAGACGUCAACAUGACCAACAUCCUGUCACAGGCUGAGAAUAAAGUGAUAGUCAAUGUGAUGCAGCCAGAGCCACGGGAUUUGGAAAUCUCUUUACUGCAACAUAUUUCAGACCUGCCUUCCUGCACACCUGAUUCCUGGACUUCUGAGGGUCAGCCUUUCAUUCGAGUAUUUAAGGAUGAGCAGUUUGAUAUUGAAGCUUCCGUUUCCAUGGGAACAAAUUUGACCUUUGAAUUUGAGGUUGACGAUGAAGAUGCCAUUGUUGUCCGACCUUGGGAUCUGGAUCCUCCCUGUAGAGACUGGAAUUGUUCUGCAGUUUACAAGGAGUUUGUGCUGAGGGAUACUGGACGUCACUGUCUCAGAGUAUCAGUCCACAACCACUUUGGACGACUGCAGAAGACAUGGAUAAUUUUCGUGGUGCGAAGAUACUUGGACAACCCAACAUUUACCAUAACAACUGGCUCCAAGACUGUUGUCUCUCCAGGAGAACCAAUCAGAUUUCUCGUUGCCUUAGAGAUUACGUCACGUAUUGGUGCGAUCCUGGAGGUGGAGUUCGGUGACGGAGAACACCACAGUACUGAACUAAAGGACACCAAUUCUACUUCAAUGGCACUUAACUCUGACCACGGGUCAAUGAUGGUCGUCGCAAGCUAUGGACAGGGGUGCAGACUAAUAGUGGAGUUUGAACAUGCCUAUCGUCGCGAGGGAACCUACCAGCCGCAGAUGACUGUGUAUAACAGUAAUGACAGUGUGAAUAGCAGACAAGACAAUGUUUCAGGAAAGUUCCAAGGUUAUAUAAAGGUCAUCAAUCGCUUGUACGGAGCAAGAUUUGAAUCUGAGCAUACUAUUGCUGUUGGACAAAUUUCUAAAUUUCAGGUACAGUUGAUUUCACCUUCAGUGAAUGUUUCCUACCACUGGUUUAUAGUUGAUGAACAUGACAAUUAUCUGGGUAUGUGGAACACCAGUGUUAAGUACUUGUUGUACAACUUCUCAGAAGCAGGUGUCUACCAAGUCAGGGUUGUAGCAGCUAACAUUAUCAACAAAGUCCAGACAGGAACAAAUGUUGUUGUCCAGGAGCCGAUCUCUGACCUCCAGUUGACCUGUAACCCUAGUAUAUGUAUCAGAGUUGACCAAUUGCUCAGUUGCGUUGCAACAGUUGCUCAUGGUAGCAAUCCAAAAUUUAUCUGGAAGGUCCCAAAUAGACAUGCCAUAUUGUUAUCUGUUUCAAAACAAUCUGGUUUAUCGAAGGCUAAUUACACAUUUGAUAAGCGUGGAGGAUUCAACAUCAGCGUACAGGCUAAGAAUGAUGUGAGUGACAUUACCAAGUCUGUAGACAAUUUUAUUUGUGUCCAGGAACCUGUAUCUUGUGUCAGCAUUGAAAGUUUUGGACCGGUUCUCCUUGGCAAAAAAACUGUGUUUGAAAUCAAUGUGGCACCAUUGACAUUCUUCAUGUUGAGGUUUGAAUCUGGACUCGACCGACGUGCAUGGGGCAAUGUGACUGUUCGACAGUUUCCAAAUGAUGAUGCAUUCUAUGUAGCCUACCAGUUUGAUAAGGCAGGUUUUCAUGAUGUCACUGUGACUGCCUAUAACAACGUCUCCAGUACAUCCCAUUCCAUCAAGGUUUUAGUAUUGAGAGCAGUACCUGUAUUGGACGCCAAGGUCAUCGGUACAGCAAUGGUUGGCAUAGAAACAACACUUCAAGUCAUCCCAAAAUGGCCACGUGGUGUAACAGACAACUUGGAAUAUGAAUGGUGCAUUGAUAACUACACUAUAAUAGGAGCAGGGAUCUACUAUUGUGACAGUGACCUUCCACAGGCCAGGCCACCACCAGGUCAAUGUCACAGCAGCAAACUUUGUUGAUAACAGUACAAAGAUGUUUAACGUUGAUGUCAUAGACCCAUCCAGUGUAAAGUGGUACCUGUCACAUGAUGUCGUAAUCCCUGUCAAUCAAUCGGUGGACUUUGUUUUAA
Molecule: messenger RNA, 2076 nt
Organism: Pecten maximus
Lineage: Eukaryota; Metazoa; Mollusca; Bivalvia; Pectinida; Pectinidae
Exons: 6
Coding region: 119-1966 (615 amino acids)
Source: RefSeq, a predicted model, not a curated record